Cherax quadricarinatus is the source of this 700-nucleotide messenger RNA. Lineage: Eukaryota; Metazoa; Arthropoda; Malacostraca; Decapoda; Parastacidae. The record is from RefSeq and is a predicted model, not a curated record.
AUGACUACGAGCCUUAUGAAGGAAAGUCGGGGUACUUCUGAAGUUGCACUGAUUCGAUACAGGCUGGUUGAAGAUGUCCACGCCGGUGUUCACCCCGGGAUGAGAACGCCGGAGGACCUCACAGACAACCAGUGCGGCGUCGUCAUCGAAUCUCUUGGCGUUGAGGACCUCGGGAAGUGGACGUGCAAGGUGCUCCUGGCUGGUAGAUCUCUCGUGGGAUCAAAGAAAGUUGGUAAAACAAAAGCCGUAGAGUGCAUUGAGCCGUUCGUGCGACUCGGAGACCACUGUUAUUACUUUUAUGAAAGUGGCGUAAAGACCUGGGAAGAAGCUCGCGAAUACUGUUUGUCGAUGGGAACGUGGACGGAUCUAGCUGUAGUGAACGACUGUCAUCAGCUUACACUUGUCUGGGACCACAUCCUCAUGUAUUAUAACUCAUCCAGGUACUGGAUCGGUGGCGCUGACCUAGGACAAGAAGGGUCAUGGUACUUUGUAGACGGAAGUACUGUACCAGUUGGAACACCCUUCUGGUAUCCUGAUAACCCAAGUGGCAAUGGAAAUUGUCUUUCUUUAUCUUUCUCUCAUGGAUACUUUGACGAUGAAGAUUGUGAAAUUAAGGUCCAUUUCGUCUGCCAGGCAUUUGAAUAGUAGAUGUUAUUUCAAAGUUCAGGAAAUGACAAAGAUAUAAAAUGCAAUUACUGGA